UGUAUGUUAGUAUACAUUCAUUUCUUCUGGUGGGCUCUCCGCCUCACAAUAUAAUCGUAUCGGUUCAGUCGUAUCGUCGUCCAAACACCGCGAUCACUUAUUACUACUCUGCUCGCGGCUACGGCUAACGAUCAUUUUCAUUAAUAUACAUAUACAUAUAUUAUAUGUAUAUCUAUCUAUGCUACUUAUUAACAAUUAUAAUAGUAGUACACUUGUAAUAAUUUAACUAAUUACACUCACUUGUCGCUCUCAUUAUUAUUGAACCAACCGAUUUUCAACAUCUCUCAUUAUCAAUAAAUAAUAAUAUAUAGAGCAGACAAUUAUCACUUAAUUUAAAUAUAUUUAUAUAUAAAAAAAAGAUAAAAAAACUUUUUAUUAUUCUUCAUUAAAAUUAGUGAGACUGUGCAUUCGAGCUAACGAACUUGAUAGAUAACGUUUUUUUAAAUUAAAUUUUCACUUUAAAAAAAACGUCAAAAUGUUUGUGGAAUAUGCGGUACAGUGUAUCACAAAAGACAUUAGCAAGUUUGAAAUAAUAAAUAUAUACAAUAUUGUGAUAUUCAUUGUGGUAUUUGGACUAGUCAGACUUAUUUAUUGGGCCCGGAAUCUGCGACGUUUACCGCCCGGACCUUGGGGAUUCCCCAUUCUCGGUUAUCUCCCGUUCAUAAAGGGUGACUUGCAUCUGCAGUUUGGUCGAUUAGCUGCUAAAUACGGGUCAAUGUUCAGUGCUAAACUUGGUAGUCAGCUUAUUAUUGUUCUAAGCGACUAUCGUACCAUUCGAGAAACAUUCCGGCGAGAAGAUUUUUCCGGAAGGCCACACACUGAAUUCAUGAAUAUUCUUGGCGGUUAUGGAAUUAUCAAUACUGAAGGUGCGAUGUGGAAAGAACAGAGAAAAUUCCUUCAUGAAAAGUUACGAGGUUUCGGCAUGACUUACAUGGGAAACGGAAAAAAAUCCAUGGAGACCAGAAUCAAAACGGAGAUAGAGACUCUGAUGCAGACACUAUCAAUCAAGUGCGGCGCUCCAACAGAUCUUUCACCUUCGCUCAGUCUAUCAAUCAGCAAUGUCAUCUGCUCGAUUAUCAUGGGAGUUCGGUUCUCACACGGCGAUGCCAAAUUCCGAAGAUUUAUGGAGCUAAUAGAUGAAGGUUUCAAACUCUUUGGUAGAAUGGUUCCUGUUAAUUUCAUCCCACUGAUGCGAUACCUGCCCGGACUUUGCAAAGUCCGUAAUAAAAUAACUCACAAUCGAAAUGAAAUGGCCGAAUUUUUCCAAGAAACUGUUGACGAACACCGCAACACCUUUGACAAAGAUAAUGUACGAGAUCUCGUGGACGCUUAUCUAGUAGAAAUUGAGAAAGCUCGCACAGAAGGAAGGUCCGCAACAUUAUUCCAGGGAAAAGAUCACGAUCGUCAAAUGCAGCAAAUACUGGGUGAUUUGUUCUCUGCUGGAAUGGAAACUGUGAAAACGACUUUGGAAUGGGCUGUAAUUUUAAUGCUACACCAUCCAGAGGCAGCUAAAGCCGUCCAAGAAGAACUGGACCAAGUUGUUGGGAGAUCACGUAUGCCCGCGUUGGAAGACCUUCCUUACUUACCAAUUACCGAAGCCACAAUUCUCGAAGUAAUGAGGAGAUCCAGUAUUGUACCACUUGGAACCACUCACGCAACUACAAAAGAAGUUACGUUUAACGGAUUCACAAUACCAGCAGGAACGCAAAUAGUACCGCUACUCCAUGCAGUUCACAUGGAUCCGAAUCUGUGGGCCGAGCCAAAAGACUUCCGACCAACGCGGUUUCUCUCAGCCGAGGGUAAAGUCUGUAAACCCGAGUAUUUUAUGCCCUUUGGCGUGGGACGCAGAAUGUGUUUGGGCGAUGUACUUGCCCGCAUGGAACUCUUCCUAUUCUUCAGUUCACUUCUUCACACAUUCGACAUAAAACUGCCCGAAGGCGCAUCGCUGCCCAGUUUAAGAGGCAACGCCGGUAUCACUGUCACACCUGAUCCAUUCAAAGUCUGCCUGACACAAAGACAUCUCGAUAUUCCUCCUCCUCAACACGAAACAAAUGGCAGUCCAUUGAGAAAUAUCGGCAGUCAUUAAAAUUCUAAUGCGCGCUUUAGCUAUUUAUGACAGACAAAAAAAAAAAAAUUAACAAUCAGAGCCAUGAAUGUGUGAUAUAUAUGUUCGUAUAUAGAGUAUGUGAUCGUAAGUAAAAAAAAAAAAAAAUAAUUAAAAAAACGACAAGAGAUAAUAUUAGUUAGGUAGCUAGAUAAUUAGAUAGAUUGAUAGAUAAUAGAUGUAUGGAUGAAUGUAUGUAAUAUGUGUAAGUGUGACUGUGCGUAUGAGCGUGAGAAGAUGAACAAUUUUCGAUGGCGCGCGACAAGCAGUACAAAUCAAACACCAAAAUGUGUCAGCGCCUUCGUUGUAAACCCGCCGCCAUAUUAUUUAUUUAUUAUCAUUAUUAAUUUUAAACAUUAUCAUUAUUAUUAUUUUAAUUAAUAACAUUAAUUUAUUUACUAGUGAACAACUUAAUAAUUAGUUACUUGUACAUUAAUAGCAUCAUCUUUGUAUAUGCAUAUAUAUAUAUAUGACUAUGCAAAGUUUUAUAACUUAAGAUUAAGAGCAAAAGAGAAUGAGAGAUAAUAUUUCAUCGCAUCUGUUUUUUUUUGUUUUAUUUACAUUUAAAUAAUAUUAUUAUUAAUGAUUAUUACCGCGAAGAUAUGUGCCAAAAGUAUAUAACUGCCAGUUGGGCGUGCGCGAUCUCAUAUAUAGAUUGUAUAUAAAACUCUAUAAUGAUGACAGUAAUACCAUGCGCUAUUUUUGUAUAACCAAUAUGAUAAUAAGACUGACCUGCGGUUUUUUCCGAAGAAAAAAAACAAA
Messenger RNA from Microplitis mediator, 2866 nucleotides. It is a transcript of the gene Cyp18a1, whose product is annotated as cytochrome P450 18a1. The record is from RefSeq and is a predicted model, not a curated record. NCBI's taxonomy places the organism in Eukaryota, Metazoa, Arthropoda, Insecta, Hymenoptera, Braconidae. The coding region runs from base 476 to 2086 and encodes 536 amino acids. Gene Ontology annotation, cellular component: cytoplasm; intracellular membrane-bounded organelle. Gene Ontology annotation, molecular function: heme binding; oxidoreductase activity, acting on paired donors, with incorporation or reduction of molecular oxygen, reduced flavin or flavoprotein as one donor, and incorporation of one atom of oxygen; iron ion binding. Gene Ontology annotation, biological process: xenobiotic metabolic process. The transcript is spliced from 5 exons.